AUGGGCAUCGCACCGCUCUGCCUGACGCUUCCUCCUCCUCCUCCUCUCUCAGGCACGUUGGUGCUCCACCCCGACAGGUCCCAGUUCUUCACGUAUGACUCCCUCACCCUGAGCUGUGGAGGCGGUUGGACCCUGAGGAGGAACACCUCCUCUCACACGUCUCAGACCUGCGGCUCCGACUGGGGCGUCUCCUCCCGGGAGGAGGCGCGCUCCUCCUGCGCCAUCGAGGACGCGUACCCGGCGGACGGCGGCGUGUACUGGUGCCGGUCCGAUCUGGGCGAGAACGGUCCCGGCGUCAACAUCAACGUCACCGAAGGUGAUGUCAUCUUGGAGAGCCCCGGACUUCCCGUGACCGAAGGCGACGAAGUAACGCUCCUCUGCUCCUCCAGAGGAGACGAGGGCGGAGGAGACGAGCCGGAUCCACCCGCUAAGUUCUACAAGGACGGCGUCCUCCUCGGCGCUCCGUCGGCGGGCAGCGUGACCUUCCGGAAGGUGUCCGAGUCCGACCGAGGGUUCUACGCCUGUGAAACCUCCAGAGGAAGGUCGCCACGGAGCUGGCUGGCUGUCACCGCAGCCGGAGCCGAGCCGCCUGCUCCGGUCUCGGCGCCCCGGCUGGCGUGCGCCGCCCUGCUGGUCGUCCUGUGCAUCGUCAUGUUCGUGGUCUGCGUGAACGUACACAGAAACGUGGCUAAAGCUCGAGCUGAAUCAAAGAAAAGAGAGAGAGAGGGAUGAGUCUUGAUUCCUGAAGAAGAUAAGAAGCAACCCUUUACUUCCACACCUACUUUUCUUAAUACAACAACAACAACAACAACAACAACAACAACACUCCAAAUGGAGUUACAAUCUCUUCACUAAUAGAAAUUAUAGUGUAAAAUCUUUGAUUAAUGACGGAUUUCGUAAAUGUUUCCUCCCAAAACGUGAUCACGACAUGGCGUGAUUUUAUUCAAUGAUUUUAUUGAGUUUAAUUUCCUCUUCAAUUUUUUUUAUUUUUUAAAUGCAUUACGUCAUUUUUAUUUUUGGGGCUGUACAAAAAUAAACUCAUACACCAACAACCUUGGACAUAAAUCAGAUGCCUUCUUUAAACUGUAGUUGAAAAAGACGAAUAAGGUCCAACGAAGACAAUAAAAACAAAUAAAUAGUUUCAUGACAUCAGCAUCAAGUAAAAGGAAAACUAAUCAUACACAUUUACAGAAAUAAACAUCGCUUAAAAAUAACGCUCUGAUAAUAUAAUGACGCAAAUCCCCAAAAUGUAUCCGAGUUGCACAGUUGUGUCUCUAGUAUAGAUGAUUAAAGUGGUUUAUAUCAGAAUGCCCACUAGGUGGCGCAAGUGUCUCCCUUUUGAGGACGACUCAUCAGAGUCUGCAAAACUGGAAAUUGCAUCGAUUUGUUUGUGGCACCUGAACGCAUCACGACGUCACUGAGGAGAGGUUGGACACAUAUUGGCCAUUUAAAAAGG
Pseudoliparis swirei is the source of this 1456-nucleotide messenger RNA. RefSeq lists its product as uncharacterized. Lineage: Eukaryota; Metazoa; Chordata; Actinopteri; Perciformes; Liparidae. Gene Ontology annotation, biological process: cell surface receptor signaling pathway. The transcript has 5 exons. Gene Ontology annotation, molecular function: transmembrane signaling receptor activity. The record is from RefSeq and is a predicted model, not a curated record. Bases 1 to 732 code for a protein of 243 amino acids.